Messenger RNA from Lethenteron reissneri (Far Eastern brook lamprey), 3755 nucleotides. RefSeq lists its product as uncharacterized. Lineage: Eukaryota; Metazoa; Chordata; Hyperoartia; Petromyzontiformes; Petromyzontidae. The record is from RefSeq and is a predicted model, not a curated record.
UCCACGGAGGAGACGGAGUGACAAGUUCAGCUCGUGGGACUGUGGGGGUCACGCAGGGUCUGGCCUCCACCGCCGCCGCGAUGUCGACUUCGGAGAGCGACAGCGACUCGAGCGGGUGGACUCUGCUGAGCCGCGAGGGCCUGGACGAGGGGUGCGUGGGUGCCGAGUGGAGCCGCCGGCGCGGCCCCUGCGGCGGCCCCCAGGGAGACGGCGCUAAGACGGCGCCGCGCGGUGCCGCCCUGGGGGGGUUCCUGGAAGGGAAACUCCGGGAGGCGUCGGGAGCCGGGGGUGAGGGCCCUGAGGGGGUGGGGGAACCCGGAGUCCCCGACGAGGCCACGUGCACGGUGGAGCCACCCGCCAGACCUGAAGAGGUGAAGGAGGAGGUGAACGAGAUAGCGGAGGAGGUGGGCAGCAAGACAAGUGAACCAAUGGACAAGGUGUUGAAGAGGGUGGAAGAAGAGGGAGCCAACGUGAGCGAGGAGGUGAAGAUGAGCGAGGAGGUGAGAGACGAGAUAGAUGAGGCGAGGGAUGAAGUCGGUGGCAAUAUGAGGGAGGAGGUGAGUGAUGAGAUGGAGGAAGUGAGUGGGGAGGUGAGACGGGGGUUGAGCGAGAAGGCGAGUGAGAUGGUGAGAGAGGCAGUGAGUGAGGAGGUCGGCGAGGAGUUCAGCGGGGAGGAGAGAGGUGAGGUGAGUGAGGGGGUGGGAGGGGAGGUGAUGGAGGAGGUGGAGGUGAGAAGGGAGGUGAGCAUGGAGGUAAUGAAGGAGGUGUGUGGGGAAGUGAACCAGGAGGUGACACGGGAGGUGAGCAGAAGCGACAACAAUGACCUCUUCGCGCUGGAUCCCUCUGCGCUCGACGACGUUCCGGGUCCUCGCGCUUCCCCUGAGGCGCCCGUGGAGAUGCCCGACUCCGCAGUUCCGUCACCCUCGGCAGGCCUGCAGGACCCCCCUGCUCCCCGCUCCUCCCACCCCAAGGCAUCUGCGGAGCCUGGCACGCGGGCGGGCAGCGAGGAUGCCCUCGUGGGGUCCUCAAGCAUCCGUGGCUGCUUCCCGUUCCCCCUGGGGCGCGAGCGAGCCCCGUCGGGCGCCGGCUCCAGCACUGAUGAGGACCAGGAGAAGCUCGGUCGAUGUGAUGAUGAUGAAAUCAGGAGCGGUCCGAUGGUGCCCAGGCUGCGCCGACGCCUCGCCCGCCGGCAACUCCCCACCGCGCUGGCCGACGGCACCGCACCUGGCACCGGGGGCACCGUGCCUGGCACGGACGCGUCGUUGACGGUGCUGGUGCCCGCCCUCGCGCUCAUCGUGGUGCUGGGCCUGGUGGUCGCGAGCAACCACGUGGCGAGCGGGAGGCAGAGGGCGCUGGUGCAGGAGAACGAGCGGCUCGGGACAACCGAGCGCCAGCUGCAGGCCGAGGGGAUCGCCAUGGCCAGGCGUUGGGAGGCCGAGCGUGGGGCCCUGUCCCAGGAGAACGCCGCGUUGCGAGCGACGCUGGCCCAGCUACGACAAGAGGCCGGGCGAUCCACUGCGGCGGCGAAGCAGGAGGGCCCCGGGGCCGCCACCGCGCAGGGGCAGGAGGCCGCACGGGCGGCGGCGCGGGAGCUUGCGGCCGAGGGCCGCCGGCUGCAGGCCGAGGUUCGCCGGCUCCACCGGGAGCUGCGGGAGGAGCGUGCGGCCUCCGCGACCACCCGCGGAGAGCGCGACGCGGCGGCCGUGGCGCUGGAGGCCGAGGGGCGGCGCUCGCACCUGUGGGAGCGGCUCUACGUGGAGGCGCGCGACGCGGCCGCCGAGCACGGGAAGAGGAAGCAGGAGGAGGGGGAGGUGCGAGGGCCCGACCCCCGCCACCGGCUCUACGAGGACGCCAAGAACUCGACGAGGAAGCGCGCAGAGCGUGGGGCCGGGCAGGCGGAGUCCGACGCAAGCCGGAGCCGCGGCUGGGGAGGCCACGCGACCGCGGGGGCCGGGAGCGAGGCGAGGGCCGAGGCGCGGCAAGGGGACGGCCGGCGGGGGCAGGGGCAGGGGCAAGGUCAGGGGCAGGGCAGCAGGCGGAGAGGGGAAGAGCGGCUGAAGAUGAAGGGGAGGGACUGGCGGGGCCCCGAGGAGUACGGGGCCCAGAGGGCGCAUCCCCCACAGGGGCAGGGCCACAGCACGAAGCACAACGAGCAGCACAACCGGUGUCACGAGCAGCACAAGCAGCAGAGCUACAGGGCGUGGCACGGGAAGCCACGGCGCCACUGCGACCUGCACGUGGCCGAAGUGGAUAUAGAGCUCGGGCCCCUGCCCUUUGGCCCCAAGUGUUGACCCUGCAUCUCUGACAAUUGGCACAGACCUCCCCAUGCCUUCCCAUACCUCUCCCCCCGUCCACCCAGGUCUUUCUACAUCCCACAUUGCUUCACGCAGCCCUUCACUGCUUCCCCGCGCUUCCCUUAAGUCUCGUCCAGUUUUCUCACGACUCUGUUCCAGCACUUCCCUGCUUCCCUCAGAUUUUGUAGUGCCUUCAUUUGCCACCCACGGCCUCCCCCAGUCUCACUUUUUCCCUGCCACCCCCCCCCCAACCCCUCACGUUCCCCGUGCCUCCUUCAUCCCUCUCUCUCCCCUUGUCCUGCCCUUUUAUUCACUACCCCCGUCCUCCUAUUGUCUCCCCAUGCCUGCCGUAUCCUCGCCCUGCUUUCCCUCUGAUCUAUCCCUCUGCCUCCCCCCCCCCCGAACGCCUUCCUGAAAACGUAGAUGUUAUGUUAUCUUGUUUGAAGUGUUGUUGUAAUUGCUGUUUUGGGUGUUUGGUUAGCGUGAAUGAGUAUCUGCACCCACUGGGAUUCUACCCCCCACCCCACCCCAUAUGAAUUGGACAAUUGUUUCAUGUUGUGGUUUAAAGUAUGUUUCACGGACAACGUGCUCGAGAAGUGCCAUCAACGCUGCCUGCGGAAGAUCCUUCGAAUCCAGUCCGAAUACAGACGCACCGACACGAGUGCGUCCUCUCCCACACAAACACCACGAGCGUCGAGUACGAAACUAAACUUUUUUUUUACCAGGUAAGGCCCCCACUGAACUCUAUAGCUCUUUUUCAGAAGCGAUCUGGCCACAAUUGAUAGCGCAACGAAGUGGCUUAUCACGUGUAAAUUUAUAGCAUCCCAAUACUCUCAAACGCGUGUUUAUACACGUGGAGGGAAAAACCGCAGCACCCGGACAAGUAUCCACACGACCACGGAGAGAACAGGCAAACUCCAAAUAUACAGGUGCUAGGGUUAGGAGGGAUCGAACCCACGACCUGCUGCAUGAUUGGGGAGGGAGUUAACAUCUCGCCACCUGGGCGUCCCACAUCAACUUUGUGUUUCGUCGCCGCAGCACGGCGCUGGCGUUCCCCGCGCGCAUUCGAAAUAUCUCCUGCACGGUAUCUGCAGCCUGUGCCGCCCUCUAAAAGGAUCAGUGUUUUGUUUAACCAGGUGACACCUCGGAGAGACCAACCAAGGUGAGUCGCAAUUGCAAGUCCGACCCACGUGUUGAGAACUGCUGGUUCGCAUCAUCCGACUCGCUCUCACAAUCUGCACGCAACUCGUGCCGAUGCAACUACAAGCAAACUUGUUUUGUAACUUUAACGAAUGCGAAAUUAAAAGUUUAACCAUUUGAAUUUCACGAACGUAAAAUGCUAAUUAUUUUUGACUGCAAAAGGUGCAACUGUGCUCAAUGGAUAUGGAUAAAUCCUUCCCGUGAUGCCGUGUGGCUCUCCCCUAGUCGGACAUUGUGAGAUAUUCCUCUUUCACUUCCUCC